Molecule: messenger RNA, 891 nt
Organism: Fulvia fulva
Lineage: Eukaryota; Fungi; Ascomycota; Dothideomycetes; Mycosphaerellales; Mycosphaerellaceae
Exons: 2
Coding region: 1-891 (296 amino acids)
Source: RefSeq, a predicted model, not a curated record
AUGACACUUCAGAAAUAUGCAGUGAAGUACAAUCGUUGCUCGAUGGCAGAGCUUCGGAAGUUCAUCAAAGCACGUACGGGGGGAAAUACGCCGAAGAGCAAUGUCAAGGAGACCAAGAGGCAAUGCAGGAAGAGAUGGGCUGCCCAGUUGAGGCGACUGGACCACAAUGCUUCUUUCCGAUUUCUGGACUUACCGCCCGAGCUCCAAAACACUAUCUACGAACAUAUCCUCACGCAUGACCGCAGCAAAGGCUCUGUCGCGUACCCUGCGCUUCUAAGAGCAUCCCCAGAAGUAUACAAAGAUGGUUCAAGCAUAUUGUACGCCGACAGUGUGCUAGAGCUUUCGGUGCUCUUCUAUCUUCGUGUCAAUCCGACCGGGAGCUCUUACUGGUCGAUAACACAACUCAAGCUGGGUAGCGAAAGAUCUCGAUACAAAUCGAUCUACGACGACUACGACGUGGCUUCCCAGAUACCUGCUCUUCGACAAAUACGCAACAUUCAUCUUCACAUCAAGCUCUGGCAGCUGCCCCUUGGAACGAGGAGAUCAGCAGUCGUCCCUAAUUGGGAGCAGGUUGCUGAUGUACUGUCAAAGCUGGUCAAAGCUUGUCACUCGUUGAGAUACAUCAAGCUCGACGUCGAGCACAAGAGACUUCCUAGCCAUGCAGGCCUUGCGUCUUUGCCACAUAUAAUAUCGCCACUGGCAAACCUACCCAGUAGCUGUACGCUGGAACUGAAAGGCUUGGACGAUCACGAUUACGAUGAGUUUUGGAGUAUGGCAAAUGCGAUAGAUAUGAUCCCGACGCUUCGAUUCUUGGAGGACCACUCGCAUCUCGAGGUGUUCGAACGCUCUAUGACUUGGCUGCGCGCGAAGCAGUCGAGACUCCUUGGAUGA